Trifolium pratense (red clover) is the source of this 4622-nucleotide messenger RNA. Its product is annotated as endonuclease MutS2. Gene Ontology annotation, biological process: mismatch repair; negative regulation of DNA recombination. The record is from RefSeq and is a predicted model, not a curated record. Lineage: Eukaryota; Viridiplantae; Streptophyta; Magnoliopsida; Fabales; Fabaceae. Gene Ontology annotation, molecular function: ATP hydrolysis activity; endonuclease activity; mismatched DNA binding. The transcript is spliced from 19 exons. The coding region runs from base 163 to 2541 and encodes 792 amino acids.
AACUCUUGCAAACCAAACAGAAAAGUUAACUGAAACCGAAGUGAGUGAAGUGUGAAAAUUGGGUGAUGAUGCUCGCUCAUGUUAAUCAACCACUCAUUAUUUCCUGAUAAUAUAUAUAAACCAUAAUGUUGUGCAAUUUCCAGAACAACCCAACAGUGCAAAAUGUUAUCAAUUUCCAAUUACAAUACAAUCAUACUCUCUUUCCCCAUUAACAACAAACUCAACCAUAGACGACAGACACAAUCCUUGGUGGUAGCAGCAGCUUCCAUUCACCACGACAGUCUCAGAGUCCUCGAAUGGGAUAAACUCUCCGAUUUGGUCUCUUCUUUCGCCACCACUUCCUUGGGCCGUCAUGCCCUCAAGGAUCAACUAUGGUCCCAGAAUCGAACUUAUGAGGAAAGUCUCAAACUUCUUGAAGAAACCAAUGCUGCAGUUGAAAUGCACAAGCAUGGCUCAUGCAGGUUGCACUUUGGUCACAUUGAUGCUAUGCUGGCCCAAACUGGAAUUCAAAAUGCACGGAGAACCAUACCAGUAACUGGCCAUGAGGCAAGGGCUGUUUUUGCUCUUCUUCAGAGUGCUGACACCUUGCAGGGUGAUUUAAAAGCCACAAUUAAGCAAGGCAAAGAUUGGUACAGUCGUUUCAUGCCUCUUACAGAAGUGAUAAUGGAGUUUGUCAUCAACCGGUCUUUAAUUAAAGUGAUAGAACAAGUAAUUGACGAUGAUGGCUCUAUCAAGGACUCUGCAAGUCCAGAGCUUAGAAAGGCACGUCAACAAGUGCAAGUGCUUGAGAGAAAGGUAGAACAAUUAAUGGAAAGCUUAAUCAGAAGUGAAGGGAGUGAAACAUCAAUUCUUGAAGUGAAUAACAUUGAUGGCAGGUGGUGCAUAAGAGUGGAUUCUACACAGAAAACAAGUUUCAAGGGUCUGUUGUUGUCCAGUAGUUCAGGAGUAGGAAGUACUAUAGAACCACUUUCUGCUGUUCCCUUAAACGAUGAGUUGCAACGAGCCAGAGGUUUGGUUGCACAGGCUGAAGCAGAUGUGCUCUUGACAUUAACCAAAAAGAUUCAGCUGGACGUUGAUGAUAUUGAAAAUAUACUAAACAGUUUGGUUCAACUAGAUGUGAUUAAUGCCCGUGCUACUUAUGGUAUUUCAUUCGGAGGAUCAAAUCCCCAAAUAUUUCUGCCUGAUAGGAAUAGCUCUUGUAGUGCUGAAUCCUUCUUAACAAGGAAUGAAAAUUCCAAUGGACCGUUACCCAACAACAGGGAAUGGAUAUUGUAUCUUCCUAAAGCUUAUCAUCCUUUAUUGCUCAAUAGCCACAGGGCAAAUUCAAAGAAGGCCAAAGAGGAUGUUGCUACUUCAGUUGCUGCACUGGACAAAGCCCAACCACAGCCAGUACCGGUUGACUUUUUGGUAUCUAGCAAAACUCGUGUUAUAGUAAUAACUGGACCUAAUACCGGUGGUAAAACGAUAUGUUUGAAAACUGUAGGAUUGGCUGCUAUGAUGGCAAAAUCAGGUCUCUAUGUUCUUGCUUCUGAAUCUGUGCAAAUUCCUUGGUUUGAUUCUGUUUUUGCUGACAUUGGCGAUGAGCAGUCCUUAUCACAGUCUCUGUCUACGUUCUCCGGCCACUUGAAACAGAUAAGUAAUAUUAAAUUACAAUCAACAAUGCAGUCACUAGUGUUACUAGAUGAGGUUGGUGCGGGAACAAACCCCCUUGAAGGAGCAGCACUAGGAAUGUCAUUAUUGGAAUCGUUUGCCCAAGAUGGUUGUUUAUUGACUAUAGCAACGACUCAUCAUGGUGAACUGAAAACCCUGAAGUACAGUAAUGAGGCCUUUGAAAAUGCAUGUAUGGAAUUUGACGAAGUGAAUUUAAAGCCAACUUACAAGGUUCUCUGGGGAAUACCUGGGCGCUCAAAUGCAAUCAAUAUAGCCGAGAGGCUGGGACUACCCUCUGUUGUUAUAGAUACAGCUCGGAAGUUAUAUGGUUCUUCUAGUGCGGAGAUUGACGAGGUAAUUACUGAUAUGGAGAAGCUAAAACAAGAUUACCAUGAGCGAUUAACUGAAGCAGAUUAUUAUCUGAUGCAAUCCAGAGGACUACACAGUAGUCUAUUGAACACCAGAAGGAAGAUCGCGGAACAUAGUACAAGUCUAAAAUUUAAAAAAAUGAGAGAUGUAUCCGAGGCUGCAGCGAUGGCAAGAUCCACUGUUCACAAGAAGGUCAGGGAGUUGGAUGCAUCAGCUAAGAAAACCUCACAGUACAAUAAAGCCAUCAAGAGCUCUCAUGUAUCAACAACAAACAACCUCCAUACUGCAGCAGCAGAUAACAAAAAACCUACUAUUACAGAUAGAAGACCAGCUGAUGUUAAAAAAAUUGGCAAAUCAUCAAAAGAUAGGUCUGGAGUUCCAAAGGUUGGCGAUACAGUACACGUCUCUUCCCUUGGGAAAAAGGUGACUGUUUUAGAAGUGGAUUCAUCCAAAGGAGAAAUUUUAGUUCAAGCUGGAAUCAUGAAAUUGAAACUAAAAGUAACUGACAUUCAAAGAUUGUAGAAAUUAUAGUUCAAGUCAUGACCAUAAUCAUAAAUGAGUGAGUGUUUUCUUUAAGCAAUACAAACUAUAGCAACAUAAUGAUCAUAGAAAUUGUGAACCAUGAAGAAUUAAAUAGUAGUGUUUUAAUUCGUUUUUCAGAAAUCAGUGCAUUGUAUUAUGCUUCUAAUUAUACAUAUGGCCCUUUCCACAUACCCUUCCAUUCCUUCUAUACACUUUUGAAAGAUUUUUCAAGAUUUGUUUCAUAAUCAUGAAAAGGGAAAGUCUUUAUUGAAAACAUAGGUGGCCUGUAGGGGUACUAUUCCUUGAUAUAGGCUGACGUGUCCUGAUUAAAGAACAAAUGUUAUACAAUCCCAUCAACAAUACUAAUAGUUGAUGUGCUAGCUGUGCAAGGGGCACUAUGCCAAAAUCUCAUGUGUGUCCUUUCCCAUAUAUGUUUUAAUUGCUCCACGGAUGACUAUUUAGGUAAGAGUUUAUGGUAGUGUCUAUGACCUUCAUGAAUUUGAGAAGCAACAAAACCUUUUUCAUGUUUGGCUCGUAUGGGUUACCUGCAAAGUAUUUACUGAUAUGUGAUUAGAUUUUGGGCUCCCUGCACUUUGAAUUAUGUAUGCUUUAGUCUUAGAUGGGUGAGCAAUGCAUGGUCAAGCUGGGAAAAUCUUGUCCUAUGGGCAACCGUUGCUUCAAAUUUGAACACACUAUUACUAGGUUUUAUGUCUUGCAUGGUUUCCCUCCUCGCCAACGUUGCACAUACUGCUCUACUUGCUUCCUUUGAGUGCACUAUGCUUGCAUAUGAUCCCCGUUGCUUCUUUUUUCUCCUACAAAGGGUUUAUCUGUAACAAGUUAAAAGCUUAGUAAGUUUUAGUUUGCGAGGGAGUUUUGGAGUAUAAGAAAAAUAUCUUAUAAUAUUUUAAUAUUAUCUUGAGAAAUCUUAUAGAAUUAGUUUGUUAAUUUAGAAUAUCUCUUAAGAUUAGUUUCCAUAUUAUUUAGUUAUAGUCAUUAUUUGUUUCUCUAUUCAAUUAGUAUUUGUAUCAAUAGGGUCUAGAAUAUUUUUGUAUCAUUAAAUCAUCCAACACAGUCAUAUUUUAGUCUUUAUUCUUUCUCACCUUACUUUAUCUAAAACCCUAAAACUCCAACAACAGAAGUUUACAAAAAAAAAUAAUAUAUGAUAAGUCAAUAAACUAUUUUCAACUUAUUUCAAUUAGAUCCCCCAGUAUAGCUUGUGAAUAACCACUUAAUUAAGCUCCUUAAAAUCUCUUAUUGAAUAAAUGCUUAACAAGUUGUUAUCUCAACCACACCUCUUAUUGAACUUAUUAGUAUUAAAUAAGCAUAAAUUGCAUUUCUUGUAGUAUUUUCUUGGCAGCUUUUACAUGACAGAUUGCCUUCGAAAACCAAUUUGCAUAGGAGAAGGCUGCUCCAUCUCUCUGGUAGUCAAGACUGUGUUUGGUGUGUGGAUAAAGCGGAGACUUGUAUUCAUCUUUUGCUCCAUUGCAAUUUCGCUCAGAAAAUGUGGAGGGAGGUUUGUGUGUGGCUGAACUUGGAUAUUAUUAUCCCUCCCAAUCUGUUUAUUCUUUUCCUGUUGUUCCAUGGUGAGUGUUCUCUCAAAAAAGUGCGAAAAGGUUUUUUACUCAUUUGGCAUGCGACUCUGUGGUUUAUUUGGAAAGCAAGGAACAGUUUGAUCGUUAAUAAUUUGAAUAAAGAUCCUUUGGAGGUGGUGGAAGAGAUGAAGGUGAUGUCCUGGAGGUGGCAUGUCCAUAGGUUGAAAAUCUCGCCGUGUCUUUUGUAUGAAUGGCUUAAGGAACCAGUUUAUUGUUUUGGGAAUUGAUUGCUGUUUUUUAUGUGCAAUUUUCUGGUUUUUCUGGUUCUGCUGCAGUCGUUUUUGCUGUGUUUGGUGGUUUCCUGUCCUCUUUUGGUUCCUCUUGCUGUUCUAGUUGCUUUUGUUUUUGGAGUGGUGUGGUGCAGUUUUGGUGUUGUAAUACUUUGUUGUGUUUCUGGUGGGAGCUGUUGGUUCCUAUCUGGUGCUCUUUGUGUAUUUCUUGUACUCAAAGUGUCUUUUUAAUAAAUUUUUUUGCUGUUUCUAAAAAAAA